Messenger RNA from Nothobranchius furzeri (turquoise killifish), 1303 nucleotides. It is a transcript of the gene hint2, whose product is annotated as histidine triad nucleotide binding protein 2. Gene Ontology annotation, cellular component: cytoplasm; mitochondrion. Lineage: Eukaryota; Metazoa; Chordata; Actinopteri; Cyprinodontiformes; Nothobranchiidae. The record is from RefSeq and is a predicted model, not a curated record. Gene Ontology annotation, molecular function: hydrolase activity.
AGUUUUAGUAUUUACAUGACGCACUCAAAGGCAACAUUACCUUGCAGGAUAAAAUAGCCUGGUUUAUGCUUGUUUAUGUUUUAGCCGCAAACAAGCGUUUGUUCGAAAAACGCGAAAAAUCCUGAAAAAAUUGACAACUGUGGCGUUUAAAGCUAGUAAAACUAGCUAUGUCUUUUUGUCAUAUUUUACGAACACAGUUCGUCAGGACCAGGGCGGCCCAGUUAUGUCCCUUGCUGCGAGUUAGCCGAACCGAGAGAUCACUUUGCACCAAGAAGGACGAGGUGAAGCUGGCAGAGGAGGCUAGGAACGAGUUUGGUUCUUCAGGUCCAACUAUCUUCUCUAAAGUGAUUGAUAAAAGCAUCCCUGCAGACAUUAUUUAUGAAGAUGACAAGUGUUUGGCAUUCAGAGAUAUCAGCCCACAGGCUCCUGUUCACUUCUUGGUUAUUCCAAGAGUUCCAAUCCCAAGAAUAAGUGCAGCCACAGAUGAUGACGCAGAGCUCCUGGGACAUUUAUUAGUUGUUGCUAAAAAUGUGGCAAAGCAAGAAUGUUUAACAGAUGGCUACAGAGUGGUGAUCAACGAUGGAAGAGAUGGAUCCCAGUCAGUCUACCACCUUCAUGUCCACGUCCUGGGAGGAAGACAGAUGAUGUGGCCACCAGGAUAAGGAUUUCAUAAAGAAAUGUGGAAAAAGUAUUUUCUUUGACAUUUUCAGGAUGAAAUGUGCUGAUCCUCACAGAUAAAAACAAGUUUGACAAAAGUUCAAAUAGAAACACUUAAUUUUAUCAAAGCUUGCAUUUUUAAUGAGCUACAAUUCAUUCACUUAGGAAUGUUUUCAGCAAGGCUGGAACCAAACUAAUUCAAACCGGUUACAUUUGUUAUCGCGCUCAUUAUGUGAAACCAAAUCUUGACCAGUUUGAACAAAAUGUUCAGCUGCAGAUAAGUGACUCAUAUAAGUUCUGAAAAUGAGAAGCAAGCAAAUCUUGAACCUGGUUAUCCCAAAAAAAGAUGUUUAAUAAAGAUUGUCUGUUACCACGCUGACAUUCAGCAAAAUACACGUCUAAUCCAAUCAUUCUCAUAGUUUUCUUUAAUUAAUGCUACUUUUUUCUGCCUCGUUCUGAUAAAAAUAUUAAAAUGUUUAGAUUUGAUUUUGUUCAUACCAAUCAAGCAAAAGAUGUGAUCUCAUUUUAAAUGCUUUUAUUUUGAAAAACCAUUUAAUUUACCUGUAUGAGUGUAUUAAAGAAAAUUAUUAAGCUUAAUUUUGAUUAAUUAUUGCAAAAACAAUUAAAUAAAGCUUUAAAAACACCA